Molecule: messenger RNA, 2192 nt
Organism: Brassica rapa (field mustard)
Lineage: Eukaryota; Viridiplantae; Streptophyta; Magnoliopsida; Brassicales; Brassicaceae
Product: regulatory protein NPR1
Biological process (GO): regulation of jasmonic acid mediated signaling pathway; regulation of salicylic acid mediated signaling pathway; systemic acquired resistance, salicylic acid mediated signaling pathway
Cellular component (GO): cytoplasm; nucleus
Molecular function (GO): protein binding
Source: RefSeq, a predicted model, not a curated record
CGGUUAAGCAAACUCUCUCCAAAUGGGACGUACCAAAACUCUUCUAACAUUCUCGUUCGCCUUUUUGGGAAACUUACCGGUACUCAUCAAACCGUCGACGCUUCACCUCUCACCACCACUUCUUUAUCUCUCUUUGACUUUGGCUCUCGCUACCUUACUGUGCUCAUGAACGGAACUUUCACCAUCUCUGACUCUCGAUUUUUUUUUUUAAAUCCGUCGAUGGACACCGUCGAUUCGUAUGAAAUCAGCAACCAAAGCAGCACUGUCUUAUCCGCCGCGGCGGAGCCAACGGAUAACACCGAAUCAUCUGCUGUUCGUCCACCAGAGCUUUCUCCGGUGGAUGUAUCGGCGCUUCAACUGCUCUCCAUCAACCUCGAGUCGCUGUUCGACUCGCCGGAAGCGUUCUACGGCGACGCCAAGCUGAUUCUCGCCGACGACCGAGAAGUAUCCUUCCACCGCUUCAUCGUCGCAGCGAGAAGUCCCUUCUUCAAAAACGCGUUAGCAGCCGCCGCCGAGAAGGAUCCGCAGAAAUCAUCCACCGCCGGUACGAAGCUCGACCUGAAGAACAUCGCGACGGAUUACGAAGUCGGAUUCGAUUCGGUGGCGGCCGUUAUGGCGUACGUUUACAGCGGCAGAGUGAGGCCGCCGCCGAAGGGAGUUUCUGAUUGCGCAGACGAGGAUUGCCGCCACGUGUCUUGCCGUCCGGCGGUGGAUUUCAUGGUGGAGGUUCUCUACUUGGCUUUCGUCUUCCAGAUUCCCGAGUUAGUUACAAUGUAUCAGAGGCAUUUAGUGGAUGUUGUAGACAAAGUUAUCAUAGAGGAUGCAUUGGUUAUACUCAAGCUUGCCAACAUCUGUGGCCAAGCAUGCAAGAAGCUGUUUGAUAAAUGCACAGAGAUCAUUGUGAAGUCUAAUGUAGAUACAGUCACUCUCAACAAGUCAUUGCCGCAGCAGAUUGUGAAGCAGGUAAUUGAGAUCCGUAAAGAGCUUGGCUUGGAAGUACCUGAACCGAACAAACACGUCUCGAAUAUUCACAAGGCGCUUGAGUGCGAGGAUCUCGAUCUUGUCGACUUGCUUUUGAAAGAAGGCUACACGAAUCUAGACGAAGCGUAUGCUCUCCAUUUUGCUGUUGCGUACUGCGCUGUGGAGACUGCUACUGAACUCCUGAAACGUGAGGUUGCGGAUGUUAACCGUAGGAAUCCGAGGGGGUACACGGUGCUUCACGUUGCUGCGAUGCGGAAGGAGCCGAGUUUGAUAGCGUUUCUGUUGACGAAAGGGGCAAAUGCGUCGGACAUGGCUUUGGAUGGUAGAACUGCUCUCUUGAUUGCAAAGCAAGUCACUAAGGCGGGUGAGUAUAACUGUAUAACGGAGGAAGGCAAGGAUUCUCCCAAAGGGCGAAUAUGCGUAGAGAUACUAGAGCAACCAGAGAAUCUAGGUCCGUUUCCUGAAGACGCUUCUUCUGCCUGUCUUGCCCUGGCUCCUGAUAAUGAACUGAAGAUAAGGUUGAUUGAUUUUGAAAACAGAGUUCAAAUGGCUCGAUGUCUCUUUCCAACGGAAGCACAACUCGCAAUGGAACUCGCCCCGAUGAAGGGAACAAGCGAGUUUACCGUGGAUAGCCAAGAGCUUGACGGCACUGGUGCAAAGAGGUCAGCACCAGACCAAUACAUGGUACCUUUCGUAUUCGAAGAAAAGCAUCGGAGUAGACUAGAAGCGCUUUCAAAAACUGUGGAAUUCGGGAGACGCUUCUUCCCACGCUGUUCGAGAUUGCUCGAUAAGAUUGCGGACUGUGAGACCUUGAAUAUACUUGCUUUCGUAGAGAAAGAGACUCCUGAGAACCGACUAGAGAAGAGGCAAAAGUACAUGGAAAUACAGGAGAGUCUGCUAAUGGCGUUUAAUGAAGACAAUGAGGAGCGUGGAAAGUCGUCUCGGUCAGGUUCCUCUUCUUCCACAUCGAAAUCAACAAAGAGGUCUAAUCGUAAACCCUCUCACCGACGUCGUCCGUGAGACUAUUUGUUGGGGUAAUAUUUGCUGUACUAAUAUAUUUUUAAAUUCUUAAGAGUCUCUCUGUCUAUAGUUGGCUCAGUUAUAUGUAUUCGAGCUGCAGGUGUGUUUCAAACAAAUGCUGUAACUUUUUGUAUCAGCGAUAUAUACUUUUAUGUACAUCGAUAAUAAACCAUGAUAGUGUUACAGAGUUA